GGGAGAGAUGCUGGAAGAAACUUCUUAAAUGACCGCGUCCGGCUGGCCGUGGAGCGUUUCUGGGCUGGGGAGAGGAGAGGAAAGUGGAAAAACCCUGAGAACUUCCUGAUCUCCGUCGCCGUGAGACAUGUCUGAGACUCCUGCUCAGUGCAGCAUCAAGCAGGAACGAGUUUCAUACACACCUCCCGAGAGCCCGGUGCCGAGCUACGCCUCCUCGACUCCGCUUCAUGUGCCAGUGCCCCGAGCGCUCAGGAUGGAGGAAGACUCGAUCCGCCUGCCCGCGCACCUGCGCUUGCAGCCAAUUUACUGGAGCAGGGAUGACGUAGCCCAGUGGCUCAAGUGGGCUGAAAGUGAGUUUUCUUUAAGGCCAAUUGACAGCAACACGUUUGAAAUGAACGGCAAAGCUCUCCUGCUGCUGACCAAAGAGGACUUCCGCUAUCGAUCUCCUCAUUCAGGUGAUGUGCUUUAUGAACUCCUUCAGCAUAUUCUGAAGCAGAGGAAAGCCCGGAUCCUUUUUUCACCGUUCUUCCACCCUGGAAACUCUAUACACACCCAGCCAGAGGUCAUGCUGCAUCAGAACCACGACGAAGAUAACUGUGUCCAGAGGACCCCCAGGCCAUGCGUGGAGAACGUGCACCACAACCCUCCCACCAUUGAACUGCUGCACCGCUCCAGGUCCCCCGUCACCACGAACCACCGGCCUUCCCCCGACCCCGAGCAGCGGCCCCUCCGGUCCCCCCUGGACAACAUGAUCCGCCGCCUUUCCCCAGCCGAGAGGGCCCAGGGGCCAAGGCUCCACCAGGAGAACAACCACCAGGAGCCCUACCCUCUGUCCGUGUCUCCCAUGGAGAAUAAUCACUGCCCGCCGUCCUCUGAGCCCCACGCGAAGCCAGCCAGCCCGCGGCAGGAGAGCACGCGAGUGAUCCAGCUGAUGCCCAGUCCCAUCAUGCACCCUCUCAUCCUGAACCCCCGGCACUCCGUGGAUUUCAAACAGUCCCGGCUCUCGGAGGACGGGCUGCACAGGGAAGGGAAGCCCAUCAACCUCUCUCACCGGGAAGACCUGGCCUACAUGAACCACAUCAUGGUGUCCGUGUCCCCGCCGGAAGAGCACGCCAUGCCCAUCGGGAGAAUAGCAGACUGUAGACUGCUUUGGGAUUACGUCUAUCAGUUGCUUUCUGACAGCCGGUACGAAAACUUCAUCCGAUGGGAGGACAAAGAAUCCAAAAUAUUCCGGAUAGUGGAUCCCAAUGGACUGGCUCGACUGUGGGGAAACCAUAAGAACAGAACAAACAUGACCUAUGAGAAAAUGUCCAGAGCCCUGCGCCACUACUACAAACUAAACAUUAUCAGGAAGGAGCCGGGACAAAGGCUUUUGUUCAGGUUUAUGAAAACUCCAGAUGAGAUCAUGAGUGGCCGAACAGACCGUCUGGAGCACCUCGAGUCCCAGGAGCUGGAUGAGCAAAUGUACCAGGAAGACGAAGGCUGAAGGAGCCUACACGCCACCUCAGCGGCCGGCGGCCAAGGGACCCCUGCCCACCAGGACUGCCGGGGUGUGACGGAGCAGGCGGGCUGAGGAGCUUGGAAAGAAGAAAUCCAGAAAUGGCAGUGAUGCUUCUCUUGCACACCAAGAGGGACCCCAGAGCACCUUAGACAAACCACCCAGCAAAGGCAGGGCUGGAAUUCCGGCAGAGGGCACGGGCCUGGGACUCGCCUGUCACGUCUCCUUCUCAUUUGGAAUCUCUCCAUCUGUCACUCCUCUCCCUCACCCUCCCACCUGUUCUUAGCUUCAUGGUGUUUUUGUUUUUGUUUUUUUAAAAACAUGCAGUUUGACUUUUCA
Messenger RNA from Cynocephalus volans (Philippine flying lemur), 1837 nucleotides. RefSeq names its product ETS variant transcription factor 6 (gene ETV6). The transcript has 8 exons. The record is from RefSeq and is a predicted model, not a curated record. Gene Ontology annotation, biological process: cell differentiation; regulation of transcription by RNA polymerase II. Gene Ontology annotation, molecular function: DNA-binding transcription factor activity, RNA polymerase II-specific; sequence-specific DNA binding. NCBI's taxonomy places the organism in Eukaryota, Metazoa, Chordata, Mammalia, Dermoptera, Cynocephalidae. Gene Ontology annotation, cellular component: nucleus. The coding region runs from base 128 to 1486 and encodes 452 amino acids.